Molecule: messenger RNA, 3145 nt
Organism: Jatropha curcas
Lineage: Eukaryota; Viridiplantae; Streptophyta; Magnoliopsida; Malpighiales; Euphorbiaceae
Product: DDT domain superfamily
Biological process (GO): regulation of DNA-templated transcription
Cellular component (GO): RSF complex
Source: RefSeq, a predicted model, not a curated record
AGUCAUUAUCCGUCAACCCUAAAAACACAAACUUUCCAUAGAAGAACAGAGCAUGGCAUGUUAAAAUUCAACAAAAAGCAAAAGAAAAUCAAAAUCAAAAUCAAAAAUCAACUCUUUGGUUAAAAUCCCAAAUUAAGAACCAGAAAUUGACCCCCAAUAACCUCUAUCCGGUGGUUAAAAGUAAAUAAAUCCAAGUCCUACCCAUAUUCCCAGGCAUUGUCCCUCUUUUCUUCUUCUCUUUCCUUCCCUUUCCCCCGUUUUUUCCCCCUCUGGUCUCCUGUUUUCCACUUAACCAAACAAAAUCCUAUACAUACAGAAAUACACACAUGUAUUUGUGUAUAUUUUGUUUAUGUGUGUAAAUGAAAAUUAAAUGAUGGGUUGGACUUUUGGUCCUCUAUCUUCUCCUUCUUUCUCUUUUAUUUCUCACUCUAAAUAUAAUUUAUUGAUUUUCUUUCCUUUGAUUGAUUUCUCUCUUCAAUGCAAACCCUUGAUCCUCUACAUGUAAUCCUACAUUAACUAACCUAAACCCUUUCGAUCUCUCCAAACAUGUCCCGUGAACAACCCUCUUCAUCUCCGAUCCCUCUAAACGACUCGCCUAAACCUCAGCACGACACGGCCACUGUUUCUGACGACGCCCCCAACGAGGAACCUCCAGCUCCGCCACCUCCACCACCGCCUACUAACAGAAGCAAUCGGCCUUCUCGCGCUUGCACUAUCCGCGCUGCCGAGAGGCUUCAGGCUGCCCAACAGCAGGCUGCGAUCGACCGGAAGCAGAAACCAAAGAAAGAACAGCAGCAACAACAUCGAUGUGAUGAGUCGCCGCAGCAGAAAGAGCAAUGUAGCACCAGUAGUAAGAUCAUUACGCCGUUGGUUGGGCCACCCGAGCCGGCUCAGUUACCGAGGUGGAGCCUUCGCUCCAUGUGGGAAUUAGCUUCCAUACUCAAUUUCUUGCAUGUAUUUAGGCCUCUAUUGAAUAUACAGAUUGAGUUCUCAGCUGAGGAGUUUGAGACAGCUUUGAUUACACCCAAUGACACUUUGGGAGAUAUACAUAUACCUUUAUUAAAGGCAAUCCCUCCUAUUACCCGAAUGGCCCUUACACGGGAUACAUGGGUUACUGUUCUGUGCAGAAAAUUAAGAGACUGGUGGCACUGGGUUGCAGAUGGAGAACUUCCCAUAGUUGCUUCACAUGGGGUUGAGAUUGAAGUGUAUAAAACUCUUGAUCCUGGGAUUCGCGUGGUGAUCUUGAAAGCUUUAUGUGACAUCCGUGUUGAGCAAGAAGAUGUUCGAAAUUAUAUUGACAACUCCCUUAAACAUGGAAUUCAACUUUCAGUAUUUCGUAAAGAGCGUGUUGGGGGCGAUUCACAAGCAAUUAAUUACUGGUAUGAAGAUGAUCCAAUAAUUGGUCAUCGGUUAUACCGAGAAAUAAGAAAAACUGAAGUUAAGAAAUCAAAGGCAAAAGGUUCCCAUGUCCUUUCCAAUACAACAUACCAGUGGGAAACAGUUGCAACAAAUUUCGAAGAAUUUCAAGAUGUUUCUGAGAAGCUUUUUACGAGCAAAAAUAGAACAGAGGCUUCAUUAGGGAAGAAGCUAAAGAAUGACAUGCUUCCUGAGAUUGAGAAGGUUCACAAGAGGAAAGAAAGGUUGCUGAAAAAGCAACAUAGGCAGGCUCUACUUCUUGAUAACUUUCUGAGUGUAGAUGGGCUUGGACCUGGACGUUCCCUUCGUGACAGGAAACCUGUAACGUACACUUUUGAUGAUUAUGACCGGUCAAUCAAUGAGGCUAUUAAAAUAACAAAGCGGAAACCACCAUCUCCUGAGCCUAUUCAUAGAAGAGAAGGCAUUGUCAAACCUGAAGCUUCAACAAAUGGUAAAUGGAAUGACCCUUCAAAUUCUUCUCAACAUGGUACUUUCAAUUUGACAAGCCCCGAUUCACCUGGUUAUGAUGAUUUUGAAGAAGACCAUAAAAAUGAAUUAUUGGAUCGAAGCAACAGGAGAAGACAGAGGCCUCAACGGUAUUCAGCCAAAGAUUUUGUUGAAGCAGUUUCGGAUAAUGAAGCUGAUUUUGACAGUGAUGAUGACAUAGUUGGAGAAGCUGUAUAUGAUGAGGAAUACUUGAGGAAACGUAAACAGAGGAGAAAGCUUUCUAGCAGCUCUGAAGGGGAUGAGGAAUAUCGAUGGGAAGAAGAAAAUGGUGAAGAUGAAGAAGAAGAAGAGGAAGAGGAUUCCUUAAGUAUCAGCGAAGCUAGUGAUGAGCCCCAAAAAUUUAAGAAAUUACCAGGACGUACUCGGAGGGAAACUAAACUAAGGUCUGUUGAUGAGAUCCAGUCAGGUUUAAGACGCAGUAAAAGGGCCACUAGAAACCGGAUUAAUUACCGGCAGUAUGAGCUGUCAGAAUCAGAAACAGAAUCGACGAAACAUGAGAAAUCAAAUGGAUCAGAUGAACGCUCAGAUGCUAGUGAGAAUGCAGAGUAUUCAGCUGCAAGUCAAGAUUCUGAUGAUGAUGAUGAACAAGAUAUGAAAGUUGAUCGGCCUAUUGAAGGCUAUGCCGAGACAGCAGAGAAAGAGAAAAAUCAGCCACCGGAGAAAUCAAAUAGUCCUGGUCAGGAUGAAGUUGAGGGUGUAAAAAAGCGGCGUUUCCUUGAUCUAAAUGAACUUGCUCCAGGCUCUGGUUUUGAUGAUGGUCCAAACACAAUAAUGAAAGAUGAAGAUAGAGAUGAAUUUUAAGCAUCCCUCUCUGCUGGAAAACAAGGUUUGUCGGUUUCUCUCGGGGAAGCUCAAUGUAUGAUAUCCAAAAAAAAAAAAAGAAAUUAUAAAUUUUGUCAUAAGCCUGUGGAGGAUUUAUGGUCACAGUUCUUCCACGGGGUAAGUUAAGCAACAACCUGAUGCAAUUCAUCAUUCAGGAUUUGCAGCAGGGAGCAACUUGGUGCUGAGAGAUAUGUAGAUUAGGUAGUCAUUUUUUAGUAUGUCUACAUUCAUAGAAAAUCUACAACAGGUGAAUGAGAAUUCGUUGUGAGUUCUUUAUGUUAUCCAAUUAUUGUACAAUAACCUUAACUGAUAUUGUAACUGAGAAAUUUGGCUUUUAGACGUUCAAGCCCUGUAGUUUAUUAAUCGUUCAUGGCAACAACAGCAAUCUGCCUCUUGACCA